AUGGCAGAAGCAUCGACUUCUUCGAGAAGGUGGUCACUUUUUCUUCGUCCGGUACUCAUCCCAAACCUCGAGCAUGCAAACUUCCAUGAAUAUGUGCAGGGGUCGGCCGCCCUAGCUAAAUUCGACGGUGAAGAUAUUGUGAAAGAAGAUGUAGAUGAGAAGAUUGAGGAAGAUGCGCAACGAAUAUGGAACGAAUCUCGAUUCGAUCCGCGCAAAGUUGGGGAGGAGCAAGCACGCCAAAAUACCACGCAGUACCUCGAAGAAAACGAAUUCCACUUCCGCGAUGCGGCAGCCAAUAUCGGAAUGUUUCUCAAAGGAAGGUUUCCUUGUGGUAUUCGGGCUUGCGACAAGAUCAAGCACCUUCGCGUCUACAUCCGUUGUGAAGAGUUCCUGGGAUGGGCGGGCUGGGGCGAAGGGGAUUAUGGAGAUGGCGGACCGGAAGAAACUGACGAAGAUUUUGAAUGGGAAGAGCGUCAGAACAACGUCUAUGAUGAGGUCUCUCGCGUGGCCAAAGCCUUUUCGCGGAUCCCUUUCCCUUCGCGACCACACAUCACUAUGGUAAUAGUGACUCCGUUUGGCCGCUUCGGUGCCGAAGGUGUCGAGGAAGAGAGGGUCUUAUUCAACUUCAUCGAAGCGACACUCGAGCCCUAUCAUGACCUCAAGAGUACUGGUGCGACAGUGACAGUCAGCACGAUAGAAGCCGACGACGCCGAGGAAGAGUAUGCAUCGACGGCCUCCGCGCUGGACUUCGAAAUCACAUGGCUGUAUGAGCUAGAAGAACAAAAGUAUAAAGAAGUACGCCGGAUUGUUAGCUGA
Molecule: messenger RNA, 816 nt
Organism: Alternaria viburni
Lineage: Eukaryota; Fungi; Ascomycota; Dothideomycetes; Pleosporales; Pleosporaceae
Exons: 1
Coding region: 1-816 (271 amino acids)
Source: RefSeq, a predicted model, not a curated record